This is a messenger RNA of Etheostoma cragini (Arkansas darter), 1188 nucleotides long. RefSeq names its product SIX homeobox 6a (gene six6a). The record is from RefSeq and is a predicted model, not a curated record. Lineage: Eukaryota; Metazoa; Chordata; Actinopteri; Perciformes; Percidae. Gene Ontology annotation, molecular function: RNA polymerase II cis-regulatory region sequence-specific DNA binding; DNA-binding transcription factor activity, RNA polymerase II-specific. Gene Ontology annotation, biological process: regulation of transcription by RNA polymerase II; eye development. Bases 357 to 1094 code for a protein of 245 amino acids. Gene Ontology annotation, cellular component: transcription regulator complex; nucleus. The transcript is spliced from 3 exons.
AUGUUCACUCGUGGUUUUCAGAGCAUGGCAGACUCGAGUAUCCUCACAUUGUCUGCUAAGAAAGUGCAGAGAAAAUAGUUUUCCUGGGUGGUCCGACUCAUUAAUACACUCCGCACUUCUUGAUUUACGGCUCACAGUUCAACUGCUGCCAAUUAACGUGAAAACACGUUAAAAAAAGAGAAGACGAGGCAAGGAGGGCGAGGAGGAUGGGUUUCCGUCUCAAAACUUGAUUCAGGAUGAACCUGCCCUUUACAUCAAGGGGUCUUGGACUGCCUCGCGCACGGAAAGCAGGAGGACACGACGCGGAGGAGAGAGAGGAGAAAGGAGGGGGAGAGGGAAACACAGGAUAAGCCUCCAUGUUUCAACUGCCCAUCUUGAAUUUCAGCCCCCAGCAGGUCGCCGGGGUCUGCGAGACUCUGGAGGAGAGCGGGGAUGUCGAGCGUCUCGGCCGCUUCCUCUGGUCGCUGCCCGUCGCGCCAGCGGCCUGCGAGGUCCUCAACAAGAACGAGUCGGUGUUGAGGGCCCGGGCUGUCGUCGCCUUCCACACCGGCAAUUUCCGUGAACUAUACCACAUCCUGGAGAACCACAAGUUCACUAAAGAGUCGCACACAAAGCUGCAGGCUCUGUGGCUCGAAGCGCACUAUCAGGAAGCUGAGAAACUGCGGGGACGCCCGCUGGGGCCGGUGGACAAAUACAGGGUACGGAAGAAGUUCCCCCUACCCAGAACCAUAUGGGAUGGAGAGCAGAAAACCCACUGCUUCAAGGAGAGAACCCGGCACUUGUUAAGAGAAUGGUAUUUGCAGGAUCCCUACCCGAAUCCCAGUAAAAAGAGGGAGCUUGCACAGGCUACAGGACUUACACCCACACAAGUAGGAAACUGGUUCAAAAAUCGGAGACAAAGAGACAGAGCAGCGGCUGCGAAGAACAGGCUCCAGCAGCAGGUUCUGUCCGGCGGUUCGGUUCGCUCACUGGCGGACGAGGACGGCACCGUGGACCGCCUGGGGAACUCGUCCAGUCCGGAGGCCAGUCUGUCCAGCAAAGCAGCCGCCUCGGCCAUCUCCAUCACCUCCAGCGACAGUGAAUGUGACAUCUGACGGGCAGAUCAACUGUGUUGAUGAAUUAAAGGGGGAUACGAGUAAAAGACAAUCCAAUAAAACAAGUCAUAGUGCCUGCGUUGAGAUAAAAAAA